AGCCUAACCCGGCCCCCUGGCCUUGCAGCCCAUCAACAGGUGCAGGGGCGCAUGUCCGAGCCCCUAGGACGCACUGCAGCCCCCGCCGGCGCUUCCCCGCCGCGGCACUCUCGCUCCGGCUUCCAGACAGGAUCCACGCAUCCCGACGUCUCGAAAAGAUCGUUGUGAAAAGUUCUCCCAUCUUCCGAGUGCUGGUGCCAGAGCGGUCCCGGUGUGGAAGCGCCACAAACAACGUUAGAGAAGGGUAAUAUGGAUAAAGCCCUUGAAAACCUGCCAAAAGGCAGUCCGACGAGUUUAACACCACCGAUGUAUAAUGUGGAGAUAGAAGAUGAUUCAGAGGAAGCACGAGUUGCGCCUCCUGCUCAACCGGCGCCGUUGGAGCCGGAUAUCAUUAUUCAUGACUUGAAAAAGCUUGAGGAAGAGCGACGUAUAAGAGACGAGGAAAUAGAGCGGGAGGUGCUAGAGGAUCUGGGAUUCAUCUCCCCACGCCGAACUGUGGCUAAUCGGUAUCACUCCGCCGAGACACGACGUUUGUGGGCUCUGAUCAACCCGGAAGAUCUGGACACUGAGACGUACUCGGUAUCGACGGUGCCUCCCAAAAAAUGCGACGAGUGCAAGGAGCGUUGUAACAAGAUGUGCCCGUGGUGGCUAGUUUGUGCCAAGAAAGAAACGGGUGAAGCGUCCCCAUCUUACACAAAGGCGGGAGCUUCCCAUUUUUACUUUGAGUCUGCACCACGGCGGCCCUUGGAGCCGAGGUCGGCGUUGUGCGUGCCUGAGUCGAGCAGGUGGCUAAAGCCAGAGCCGAAGGCCCCUGUAGCCCAGCCCCCCACCCCCCCGCCGUCCCCUGCGACGCCCCGCACCAGCCCUGCUGAGUCCCCCGCCGUCGCUCGUCGCUUGUCUUACGUCCAGGAGACCCUACUUUAA
Messenger RNA from Ostrinia furnacalis (Asian corn borer), 924 nucleotides. RefSeq lists its product as uncharacterized. Lineage: Eukaryota; Metazoa; Arthropoda; Insecta; Lepidoptera; Crambidae. The record is from RefSeq and is a predicted model, not a curated record. The transcript has 4 exons. Bases 250 to 924 code for a protein of 224 amino acids.